This is a messenger RNA of Phytomonas sp. Hart1, 1067 nucleotides long. The record is from the annotation of a GenBank genome assembly. NCBI's taxonomy places the organism in Eukaryota, Euglenozoa, Kinetoplastea, Trypanosomatida, Trypanosomatidae.
AAUUUCUUACAAAUUCAAAUAGCAAACUCAAUGCGAUGUACGCCCGAACGUUUAGUACGACAGUCCUUCUCAUCCUGUGCGUGUUAGCGUGGUGCGACUUUCGGGUUUUUGGCAAGAAGGGGAGUGAGGAGAUCUGCUCCCCAUGGUCCCUCACUGGGCCGGCCUGCCAAUACCUCGAACGACUCAAUCUGCGGUUCAUCGUCGACUUGGCGGAGGAGAAUUACAAGGAAGAUAGGGGGAAUACGAUCCAAACCGCGGUGUACGGCUUUGCCCCGGAGGUGGAUCGGCUCCAGUUGUUCACCCUCAGCGACGCCGCCGCCUUGGCCUCGGUUUCGAUGACGGGCGGUCCGUACGUGUUCUCGGCGAGUUUAACGAAAAAAUACCUUUCCGUUUACGGGUUUGGCAAUACCAACAGCAUCGUGAGGCCCGAAUAUGGGGGCUACUCCAACGCCGCCGUGGUGCUGGUGGAGAAGGAUUCGUCGGUGUGUGGGGGGACCGGCACCGUCGCGGUGGCCACAAUUUUGAACUUAGAUGUGGGCCUACAUCACGGGCUCUUUAAUUACGAAUCGGGCGCGCAAACUAUCCUCACCACAAAUCCCAAAACGCAACCCACGACCUUCGAGGAGACGCCGGGGGUGUCUUCUUCCCCAGCCUACUUUCCCUUCUCCGAGGAGUGGGGCGGCGACGGGGGCCUGGGGAAGAAGUCGACUAUGUCAGGACUCAACACCAAUGCGAAAGGCUUUCCGAUUUUAUCCGAAGUUUUCUCGGUUAAACAGCCACUCAAGACGGGGUUUGCUCCAACGUGUGGGAAUACAAAGGACGGUGAGAAAUGUUUAUGGGAUAAAACGCAAGUUUGCAUUGGGGAUCUGGGCCGUAGAAAUUGUGCGAGGUGCUAUAGCGAUCUCUCUGAGCUUGUGAAGUCGGCGAAAGUGAUGAUUGUGGCAUCUUAUUACGGGACAGACUUGUUGGGCAGAACCCUUACCAGUGGGACGGUCAACCCUUUGAACUUCCGUGAAUUUGCAGGAAAAGACGUUAUAAAGAAUAUAAGGAAAGCUGUUAAAUUCUAA